Molecule: messenger RNA, 246 nt
Organism: Echinostoma caproni
Lineage: Eukaryota; Metazoa; Platyhelminthes; Trematoda; Plagiorchiida; Echinostomatidae
Source: the annotation of a GenBank genome assembly
AUGCUUCUUAAACCCAUUCCGAAUAACACGCUAGACGUGCAGAUAAUGACGUCAGAAUACGGAUCAAUGAAGUCCCCGUACAUGUGCAUGAAGUUGAUGCCUCCGCAGGGUGCUCUCGGUUCAUCGGACAACUUUAUUAUUAUUGGUCCAGUGAGUCCAAAUCGGGAUGACCACCUGAAUCUGUGCCGAUAUUUAUCAACGUACAAGAAGAUGUCGUCACUCGGUCGGAGCUAUCGAGUUGUGUGA